AUGUAUAUUUAUACCCAUGAACGCUAUGAUGACGUCAAUAAAGUGACGUAUUGCUGUACGAUGGAUAAAGAAAGCACGUUUUCACUUUCGCCAUUUUAAAAUGGUUGACAGAGAAAGAUUACACCAAUCUCUAAUUGAAGGGUAUGGACGAGCUAACGUAGAGUUGUCCAAAAAGACGGUUCAACUUGAAGUUGCUAAAGUUUGGAAGGAAAUGAAGAAGGAACCAGAGGAUCUCACACGGCACGUCUCUAGAAAGCUUCAAGAAUGGAAACAACUUGAAAUGAAACGCAGAGGACGUUUGUUUUCUUUUUGGUCAAAGGUUCCAAAAACAGACCUAGAAAAAUCGGGUGUGAAUGAUGAAUCUGAGAUGAAUGGAAACACUGCGAUCGUUGGAGAGGAAGAAAAGGACACCCAUCAGUCAGUAAAAGAAAGCCAAACCACUGUUCAUACAGCUCCGAAGCAAGAAAAACUUGAAGCUGCUAUAUCUAAAAUAAAUGAGGAUCUUAACAAUUUGUACAAGAAAAAACAUCAAGGAUUGCUCUCAAAGACAGAAUGUGAAGAACUGAAGAAAAAAACAGACAGAACUGGAUAGAGUAAAAUUGGAUAUGAAAAAAUGUAUAAAAAACAAAGAAAGGCAACAGCGCUAUCGAGAUAAUUUCAAACGAAAGCUGGAGGACUUAGAUGAUGAAACUCGCAAACAUCUAAGAGGAACAACCAUUGGUCGGCCACCAAUUGUUGAAGAUGAGAAUCUUUUGCAUAAGGUGAUUGUAGAUAUUGCCAUAGGCGGUUCAGCGGCAGAUGACAGACGGCGUUCUGAAGUUAUCAGGACGGUCAGAACAUUGGAUGAUUUGACUGCCUCCUUGAAGAAACAAGGGAUCCAUUUAUCUAGAAGUGCAGUAUACCUUCGGCUUCUUCCUCGAAAUGCUACAACUCUAGAGGGUAAGAGACACUGUAAAACUGUGCCUGUCAAACUGAUUAGAGCACAGAACGAUGAACAUUCUCGCCACCAGGACAGGUAUUUUGCUCGAGCAUCCAUUUCCAAUUUGGAAGAGUUGGCAUCACUUCUAGG
Molecule: messenger RNA, 1069 nt
Organism: Gigantopelta aegis
Lineage: Eukaryota; Metazoa; Mollusca; Gastropoda; Neomphalida; Peltospiridae
Exons: 2
Coding region: 101-592 (163 amino acids)
Source: RefSeq, a predicted model, not a curated record